AUGCCGGGCGACUUUCUCCUGGAUGCGUAUCUCGAGGCGGGCCGGAUGGGCAAGUCGAACUUGCACCAGCAGACAGCCGAUUUCGUGCCGCGCCUCCGCAACCAGAUCCAAGCCCAGGUCCAGCAGGGCGCCAAGCUGCCCGCCUCGCUCCAGCUCGACACCACGCUCGACAGCUGUGGCUCUUAUCUUCCGCCGACUCAUGUGCUGGCCAUCUUCAGCGGUACCGACGAGACAAUCUUGGUCGCGGCGCACGAUCUGGUUCUGGCGCUACAGAAGCCUUCAGAGGCGCGGCUGCCCGUUGUGCCCCUAUGCCUACCUCAUCCGUCGGCAUUCGACUCGGUGCACAAGUGGCUCUACAGCCCGGACUCGCCCUGCCUCUUCGAGGACCUGAUCCCGAUGGCAUUCGUGGUCCGUCUCCUUGCCACGCUGUCCAACGAGCGGUAUCAACGGGACGAGCUGGCGUCCCUCUCGCUGCUCGAGAUGGACAACGUCGGGGCGCGCUUAAAAGUGUCGCUUGCCCUAUCUUAUCUCGCCACUUCAACGUUGCUCGAUGUGCUCAAGCGCAUCCAGGCGGUGUGGAAGAACGGCGCUGCGAUGGGCAUCACCUCUCUUCGGUUCUGGGGUCAGCUGGACAAGGCGUGGGAGUCCGUGCUGGGCGCCCUGGUGGAGGCCAAGAGGCGCAAAGCCGCCCUGGCCGCAAGCGGCGCCGACAAGGCAGCGGAUGCACUCGAGCGCGCCGCUAUCUGA
Pseudozyma flocculosa PF-1 is the source of this 747-nucleotide messenger RNA. RefSeq lists its product as uncharacterized. The transcript has 2 exons. The record is from RefSeq and is a predicted model, not a curated record. Lineage: Eukaryota; Fungi; Basidiomycota; Ustilaginomycetes; Ustilaginales; Ustilaginaceae. Bases 1 to 747 code for a protein of 248 amino acids.